Molecule: messenger RNA, 887 nt
Organism: Penaeus vannamei (Pacific white shrimp)
Lineage: Eukaryota; Metazoa; Arthropoda; Malacostraca; Decapoda; Penaeidae
Source: RefSeq, a predicted model, not a curated record
CAACGCAGAUACAGAUGUCCGGAUAUGCAAUUCGGACAACACGACCAUUAGGCGGUGCAGGUGUUAUUGCCACUGUGAUGAACGAUGAUCCAUGACUUGUUCUAAAACGACAAGCAACAGAAAACGAGAAUAUCAAGAAACAUCUGCCAGCUACGAGUGAUUCAGGAAUUAUUAUUAUCAACAGUGAACAAAAUAAUGUGAAUAAAGUUUUAAAAAAUUUUUAAAGUGUAACUUGUUUAAAAAAAAAUGUGAUAUAUAUAUAUUUCUAUACAUAUUUCGUAAAUCCAGUGUUCAUAGUUUUUUAUCUGUAAAAAUAUAAUAUACGAAAAUAUAUACACCUAACUCUAAACAACGUAUUCGGAAGAUCAAAAAUGGCUCGGUGAUUUUAGAAUUAUCUACAAUAAAUGAAAUAAAGAAGUGUACAGACGAUAAAGAGAAGAAAGAAGAGAAAUUAUUUAAAAAUGGCAGCUUUUGACAGUUGCUGGUGCUGCAGUCUGCGCGCGGGAACCAUCUUCAUCGGCGUGCUCAGCCUGGUGCUGAGUCUGGGAAGCGGUGCCCUGUGCUGCCUCCUGGUGUCAGUCGACAAGCUGACGGAGGUGAUACAGGCGGCCUACAACACAUACCAUGACCUGCAGAAUCCCAUUAAAGUUUACGGCACAAAUGGUACUGAGACAGGACCCGGGGAGUUAAAUCUGGAAGAUCCUGUGCUAAUGUACAUUGAAUGGGGAGUCAUCGCCACGCUGUUGUUCAUGUUCGUGUGUACAGUUGUGGAUGUACUGCUCAUCGUUGCGGCCAUCAGGGAGGCGCCGUGGAUGAUGGUGCCGUGGAUGGUGGUGCAGUGGGUCACCAUAUUCCUCACAAUCGUCAUCUUCGGUAUAGUGCUCUGG